This is a messenger RNA of Brienomyrus brachyistius, 1561 nucleotides long. RefSeq names its product cytochrome b-245 light chain (gene cyba). Lineage: Eukaryota; Metazoa; Chordata; Actinopteri; Osteoglossiformes; Mormyridae. Bases 500 to 1063 code for a protein of 187 amino acids. The transcript is spliced from 6 exons. Gene Ontology annotation, molecular function: heme binding. The record is from RefSeq and is a predicted model, not a curated record. Gene Ontology annotation, biological process: superoxide anion generation. Gene Ontology annotation, cellular component: NADPH oxidase complex.
AACCUCUGAGCAGGACUGCAGAGGUUUGGAGCCUGUUUCAUGUAGAAUAAAUCCUGGGUGGGAUGCCAGGGCACCCACAUCACACACAGAUAUAUAGUAUAGGCAAUUUAGAGAUAGGAAUUAACCUAAAAUUAAUACUUACUGAAGAUAUACAACUUAAAAAUGCUUAACGUACAUAAGAAAAUGCACAUCACACGUGUACAAAUAAAAAGUGUUUUUACAUAUUAAUAUAAUUAUGUAAACUUAAAAAAAAAGCUCUGCGCCACGUUUAUGAGAUUCGCUGUAUCUUUGCGGUGUUUUGAGUAAGACUUAAAAAACAACCGAAGUACACCGACAGACGGAGCGUGAAAGAUGCCGGAAGUGACGCUAGGGCGGGGGUGGGGUAAGGUCACUCCCACAAGAGCCUGUUGGGUAUAUAUACGGCGCUUUCCUCGGCGGCGUCACCUGGGGAUUCCUGCUUAAGGUUAAAGAGCUGUGUCCCGGUGUUGGAUCGUCCGAUAUGGGCAAAAUAGAGUGGGCUAUGUGGGCCAAUGAGCAGGCUCUGGCCUCCGGACUCAUUCUCCUUACCGGCGGCAUCGUAGGGGUUGCCGGCCAGUUUAGGAACUGGCAGUUUGCGGCUUACGGAAUUGCCGCGGGGAUAUUCAUCUGCCUGCUGGAGUAUCCGCGGGGCUGCAAGGCCAACGGCAAAGGACAGGAACGCCCGUAUCAGUACUGCCUGACAGUUUGUGUGAAGGCCUUUGGUCCACUGACAAGAAACUACUACAUCAGGGCGCUACUUCAUGCUGUACUCUGUGUUCCAGGCGCUUUUAUUCUCUGCACUGUUCUGGGCUGUGUCUGCUUAGCCAUCGCCAGCAUCAUCUACCUUUUGGCUGCCAUCCGCGGUGAGCAGUGGUUACCCAUCUUUCCACGGGCAGAACCCCGGGAAAAACCAGGGGAAAGUAUCAAGGAGCCCCCCCAGAACCCACCCCCUCGUCCGCCAGCAGAGAUGCGCAGGAAGCGUGCGGAGGACAUGGAGGGCGCCGCAUACACUAACCCUAUGCCAGUCAUGUCCAAUGAGUACUGAGUGCCCCUCCCCCCCACCUCAGAUCACGGAAGUACUGUUGCUUUGUGUCUGCUGCAAAUGUUUUAUUUUUCAUUCUGUGUUUUAUUCCAUGUCUGUUACAAUUUGACUCCCAGAGACAUCAGGAGCAUCCAGCUGAGAGUUUUGUGAUAGAGGUGUUUUUUGAAAACUUAAGAGUUAUGUACUUCAUCCUGGAAGGACCUGUGUGAUCAACAGUUCUGGUUCCGUGGGGGGUACCAGGGGACCCCAGAAUGGCCCACCCAGUCACGAGUUUGGCCGAGAACCGUAGAAAAAAAUGAGGGAGGCCUGCGGAGUUCGGCUCAGAAAUCAUACUAUUUUUGGUUAAAACCAAGUUUUAUAUAAAUGUGCAAAGAACACAAUAUAAUGAGUAUUAAUGACUGCAACAGUUCGUAUAUAACAGUCUCGUAUAUACAUGUUUACUCUAUGAAGGUUUAUUUUUCUGUUUUUAUAUUGUGAAAUAAAGAAUACAAUAUAACCAAA